Rosa chinensis is the source of this 1446-nucleotide messenger RNA. Its product is annotated as protein LATERAL ORGAN BOUNDARIES. The transcript has 2 exons. NCBI's taxonomy places the organism in Eukaryota, Viridiplantae, Streptophyta, Magnoliopsida, Rosales, Rosaceae. Bases 369 to 1100 code for a protein of 243 amino acids. The record is from RefSeq and is a predicted model, not a curated record.
UUUUUUUUCUUUCUGCUUGUAAGAUUUCCAUUGCUUGUGUGUAUUUUGUUUCAGAAGCCCGUGUUCAUCUUUUUCUUUAUUCAAAGAAAUUAAGAAACUAAUGUCACACAAGCUUGAAAAGCUUAUAAUACGUUUGGCUAUUUACCAGAUUACCCACUUUAUAAUCCAAACAACAAAAACCCAAAUCCAAUUUCGCUCAAAAAUUCGAACCCCGCAGAGGCGCAGACUAUAAAUAUGAUCACAGAUGCUCUCCAACUCCUCCUCCUCUCUCUCUCUCUCUCUCUCUCUCUCCCCAAUCACAAAUCACCAUAUCUACUUCUCGCCUGAGAUUCUUACUCUCUCAUCUUCCUCAAAAUUUCAUUUCGGAUAUGAAUAACCCCCAGACUUGUUCCUCUUGCAGACACAACAGAAUCAAAUGCGACCCAGAUUGUUGGCUGGCCCCGUACUUCCCUGCCCAUAUGCACCAGAAAUACAAGAAAGCCCAGCAGGUGUUCGGCAAAAUUUACAUGACCAAGUUGCUCAAGAGCCUCCACAAGACCCCUAACAAAAGAAGCACUGCCAUGAAGAACAUCAGAGCCGAAGCCGAUAUCCGCAGCGCCGACCCGGUCGGCGGUUGUUAUGGUGUUGUGAAGGAGCAAUGUGCUGUUAUAAGGAGACUGGAGAGGGAGAUUGCAGGGCAAGAGGAGGAGCUCCGCCGCUUGCGCAGUCAACUUGGUGGUGGAGGAGGAGGAGGGUCUGUUAAUGUGGCUAUGGCACAACCACCUUUGGCCACCGCCAUGUAUCAAGAACAGAGCUACAACACUUUUCAGCAGAAUCUUGAAGAACAGAAUUACAAUGCAAGUCAAGGAUAUGAUCAAGAACAGGGCAACUUUGCUCAAGGAUUUCCGCAUGUUCAUCCAGAAGAGGGCAACAUUGUUCAAGGAUAUCGAAUUCGACAAGAACAGACUGACAUUGAUGCUCAGAGUCAAGGAUAUGUUCAGGCACCCACUCAUCUUCCAGAGACUAAUCAAGAACAGGGCGACAUUUUUUAUUUCAGGGAUGAAGUUGUUGUGCCAGAACAUGAUGGUCUCAACCCUCGACCCUCAACCCAAUUCAGGUGAGCACAAGUGCAGUGACAUAAUAGGCUGGUGGUUUGUUUGAAUGUCAUAUAACCUAGCUUUCUGCGCAUCAAAUAGAGUACAAGACAAAAAGAAUCAAGUCUAGAUGGUGCAGGCAACUUCUUAGAUUCAUAGUUGAGUUGUAAAGAACCAAUAUCAAGCUUGUGACUGUCCUUCCUGAUUCCAGUUAUGUAGUAUAGGUGAGUGGAAGAACCAAUAUCAAGGUUGUGACUAUCCUUCCUGAUACCAGUUAUGUAGUAUAAGUGAGUGGUAAAGAUAUGCAUUCUUUCUCAAAAAGCAAUGUAGAAACUGUGUGAUCUCUAGAGAAUAUAUCCUUUCAAUUUCUGCA